AUGGAGUCCAUAAACCCGAAGCCCAAGAGAAAUGUUCUCUUUCUGGUGGCCGAUGACCUCGGCAAGUGCCUGCCAUGUUAUGGUGCCAAAGGCCUCCAAACGCCCAAUAUCGAUAAACUAGCUGGAAAUGGAAUCGUCUUCGAUGAUGCCUUCACAAGCACAGCAUCGUGUAGUGCGAGUCGGACCACCAUUUAUACAGGUCUGCAUCCGCAUGAGAGUGGUCAGUACGGAUUAGCAGGCGGUUCAAAUCAUUUUCAAUGCUUCGACCACGUUCAAUCAGGUCCCAGACUCUUCAAUGCACUUGGCUACCAAACAGGAAUACUGGGAAAGGUACACGUGGGACCAGAAAGUAUAUUUCCCUGGGAAUCAAGAGAAGAGAGCGAGACAAGAAAUGUUGCUUGGGUUGCCGACCGUGCAGACGCUUUCUUUCAAAAGGCCAAUGCUACGCAACGUCCCUUUUUUCUGACAAUCGGCUUCGUGGACCCGCACCGAGAUAUCAGAACUCGAGGAGGCUUUGGAAAUGCAGAAACAUGCGAUGGCACUUUUGUGGCCCCAGACUACACGACUGAUCAAGUUGAAAUCCCAAACUGGCUUACAGACGUGGCUGAAACACGCAUUGAAUAUGUGGAAUAUUACAAAGCAAUUUCGCGCGUGGACUAUGGUGUUGGCCUAAUCCUAGAUGCACUCGAAAGGCAGAACCUAGCGGACUCGACUUUAGUUGUCCUCUGCAGUGACAACGGGCCUCCUUUCAUCAAUUUUAAGACAACGCUAUACGAGGCCGGGAUUCAAUUGCCUUUCAUUGUACGAAUGCCCGGGUCCUCGUCUCGUGGUAUUCGGAAUCCGAACAUGAUAUCCUAUAUUGACAUACUUCCUACAUUCCUGGACUGGGCUGGCGCUCCAAUUGAGUUUUCUACACCCGUCGAGAUCUCCAAGGGCCAGGUAUUCACCAGAGAAACUCAACCUCCACAGCCCCCAAAGCGUGUUGGGCAAUCGUUUCUACCCAUUAUGGAUCGCACAGAUAUUCUCCCUAAGGAGCAAUGGCAGCAUCAAGUCUACGGGUCUCAUACAUUCCACGAGGUUGCCAAUUAUUGGCCCACUCGUUUCAUCCGCAGUAGAAAGUACAAGUACCACCGAAAUAUCGCGUGGCAACUUGACUUUCCUUUCGCUUCUGAUCUCUAUGCCAGCUUGAGCUUUGAGGGUAUUCGCAGAAAUCACCACGGAGGGAAGCAGAGAGAUAUUAUGGUCGGAGGCCGGUCACUCAAGCAAUACAUCCAACGUCCACCUGAAGAACUCUAUGAUCUGGAAUCAGACUCAAGAGAAGUCCAUAAUCUCGCGGGUGAAAAUGGCUAUGAUGAUAUUUUGGCAGGAUUCAGAAGAGAUAUGGAGAUUUGGCAGAUGCAGACGAAAGACCCGUGGUUCUUAAGAGAUGGACAGAGCGUCGUGGCAUUACAGAGGUAUUCGGAUGAAGGUUUGAGAAUGCCGAAGUGCUUUGACUUUUUGCUGGACAGUGUGAUCUAUGAUGGUGCGGAGUUGUAUAAGGUGGAUGAUCCUGCGCUCGUGGGUAGUAUAGAUCCUUCCUUGGGGACGACCGAAAGGCAAUAG
Molecule: messenger RNA, 1602 nt
Organism: Penicillium angulare
Lineage: Eukaryota; Fungi; Ascomycota; Eurotiomycetes; Eurotiales; Aspergillaceae
Product: sulfatase family protein
Exons: 1
Coding region: 1-1602 (533 amino acids)
Molecular function (GO): arylsulfatase activity
Source: RefSeq, a predicted model, not a curated record